This is a messenger RNA of Mizuhopecten yessoensis (Yesso scallop), 360 nucleotides long. RefSeq names its product serine/threonine-protein kinase PAK 1-like. Gene Ontology annotation, biological process: intracellular signal transduction; protein phosphorylation; regulation of axonogenesis. Gene Ontology annotation, cellular component: cytoplasm. The transcript has 2 exons. The annotation marks the transcript as partial. The record is from RefSeq and is a predicted model, not a curated record. Lineage: Eukaryota; Metazoa; Mollusca; Bivalvia; Pectinida; Pectinidae. Gene Ontology annotation, molecular function: ATP binding; protein serine/threonine kinase activity.
UAUACAAAACCUAUAGAGGCGGAUGAGAAGCCCAAUGGUGCAAUAUCUACAAAGAAUGAAAAGCCAAAGAAAAAGAAAAUGUCGGACGAAGAGAUCUUAGAAAAAUUACGAACAAUUGUCACUAUAGGAGACCCCAAUAGAAAGUACACGAAGAUGGAAAAAAUAGGUCAAGGAGCUUCUGGAACUGUGUUUAUAGCUGUCGAGGUAGCCACAGGUCGAGAAAUUGCCAUCAAAACCAUGAAUCUGUCACAACAGCCAAAGAAAGAGCUAAUUAUAAAUGAAAUUCUAGUCAUGAGGGAAAAUCAGAAUCCAAAUAUUGUAAACUAUCUGGACAGCUACCUGGUUGGAGAGGAACUAUGG